GCGGGGCGGGGCGCUCCGGCGCGGGCCGCAGGCGCGGGCGAUGCUCAGGAUGAAAUCGGCGCUGCCGUACGCGCUGGGGGCGCUGGACUGGGACCCGCCGCACCUGCACAACCUGCAGCACUGCUACUGCUACUGCGGGGGGCCGGGACACUGGAACCUGAAGAUGCUGCAGUGCAGCCGCUGCUGGCAGUGGUUCCACGAGGCCUGCACACAGUGCCUGGCACAGCCCCUGCUGUACGGAGAUAGGUUCUACGUGUUCGAGUGCAGCGUGUGCCGGGGAGGGGCCGAGAGCGUCCGGAGGCUGCCCCUGCGCUGGGUGGACGUGGCUCACCUGCUCCUUUACCACCUCAGCGUUUGCUGCAAGAAGAAAUAUUUCGACCUGGAGAGGGAAAUUCUGCCCUUUGCCAACUCCAACUGGGAGGCGCUGCUGCUGGGCCAGCUGGCGGCCACGCCCAAGGCCGAGCGCUACGGGCGCCUCCUGGGGGCGCUGAGCACCCACAAGGACAGGUUCGUGUCGGGCCGGGAGAUGAAGAAGCGCAAGGGGCUCUUCGGGCUCCACACCCGCGCCCCUCCCCCACUGCCCCCCCACCUGCUGCGGGGCCGCCCCUCCCCCACCGCCGGCCCCGCCCCCAGCCCCUCCCCAGGGCGGGGGAAGGGCGGGGCCCGCCGGCGCCCCUCCCCCCGGCGCGCGCAGGGCCCCCCCGGCGGCUCCUACAACUUCCGGCGCACCGAGAGCCGCGGGCCGCCCAGCCCCCCCAUCCGGAUGUUCGCCUCCUUCCACCCCUCGGCCAGCACCGAGAGCAGCUCGCCCACGCCGGACCCGGACCCCGCCCCUCCCCCCGCGCGCUCGCGGCCCCGCCCCCCGUCGCCGGGCCCCUCCCCCUCGGCCCCGCCCCCCGCGCAGGCCCCGCCCCCCGCGCAGGCCCCGCCCCCCGCGCAGGCCCCGCCCCCCCGCGUGCUGGCGCGGCGCGUGACGCUGGACGGGACCGUGCAGUACCUGCUGGAGCGGGGGGGCGGGGCCGCGCUCUGA
This is a messenger RNA of Oenanthe melanoleuca, 1030 nucleotides long. RefSeq names its product PHD finger protein 1 (gene PHF1). NCBI's taxonomy places the organism in Eukaryota, Metazoa, Chordata, Aves, Passeriformes, Muscicapidae. Bases 41 to 1030 code for a protein of 329 amino acids. The record is from RefSeq and is a predicted model, not a curated record. The transcript has 10 exons.